Messenger RNA from Suillus subalutaceus, 1232 nucleotides. RefSeq lists its product as uncharacterized. The transcript has 4 exons. The record is from RefSeq and is a predicted model, not a curated record. The coding region runs from base 117 to 1076 and encodes 319 amino acids. NCBI's taxonomy places the organism in Eukaryota, Fungi, Basidiomycota, Agaricomycetes, Boletales, Suillaceae.
ACUUGUUGACAGAGACAGGUUGAAGAUGGGUAUGUUUCUAGCUGACAAAACCCCCCUCCACUUCGGGGGUCGGGGAUACUUCACCAGCUCUCAACGAGCAAACAGGCAGAACAGUUAUGGCACAAUCUACUCCUCGAGUUUGGCUGAUUACCGGUUCUUCCUCUGGGUUCGGCAGGGCGAUGGUGGAACAGGUCCUGCUCAAUGGCGAGAUUGCGGUCGCAACUCUGCGCAAGCCUUCCGUCCUCGACGACCUUGCCGCCAAAUAUCCGCGCACCCAGCUGCUAGUACUCCCGCUGGACGUGACUAACGAGGCGCAGGUCAAAUCCGUUUUCACACAGGCCAAGGACGCCUUUGGACAUGUCGACGUCGUGUAUAACAACGCGGGGCAGGGAUUCUACCAGGAGCUAGAGGGGAUACCAAUUGACCGUGCCAGGGCGCUGAUGGAUGUCAAUUUCUGGGGCGCAGUGACAGUAAGCUUCGAAGCAGUGAGAUUCUUUAGAGAAGUGAAUCCGAAGGGCGCUGGGGGAAUGCUGGUCCAGGUAUCGAGCUCGGCUGCGACCAAGGGGAGCCCGCUGAUCGGGUUCUAUAGCGCUACGCGUUUUGUGUUCAUAGGAAAGCAGGUGAUGUUACUUGUGGCAGACUGUGCGACUUUGACUCACCACCGUUCAGCUUUGGAUUCGUUCACCGAAGUCUUGGCACAGGAAGUCCUUCCCGCUUGGAACAUCCGGUUUGUGAAUGUCCACCCAGGUUGGACGCGCACGCCCAUUGUAUCGAGUGAGAUGCUCGAGCCUCCAGCACUGUAUGCAUCGGAACCAACAGCCGUAACAACGAAGUUGCGUGCUGGAUUUGAUGCAUUCAUGAAGAGCGAUGCGCUGGCUGACGUUGAGUCGGUGACGAAGCGCAUUUGGUCGGUGACGCGGAUGGACGAUGAAGACGUACACAAGGGUAUCCAAGAGGGAAUUCCAGGCCUCGUGAACAUGCAUACGGGCAUGGGCUCACUGGAGCUUGUGCAUGCAAAGAUUGGGCGUCUGCAGAGCGAGCUGAUGUGGAGUACGAAGGUUCAUUAUGAGCACUAGCCUCGUGAGUCGUGUAUGUCUUCAAAAUGAACGUGUGGUUCCGCGGAAAGAAUUUGAGUGAUUCCCAACAUACCUGAAUGCUAGAGAAACUGUUGUAGCGCUGGCACGCAGGGUAGAGCAGGGCACGGCAUGCGCCAGGAGCUGCAGGAGUUGAAG